Molecule: messenger RNA, 3426 nt
Organism: Scomber japonicus (chub mackerel)
Lineage: Eukaryota; Metazoa; Chordata; Actinopteri; Scombriformes; Scombridae
Exons: 2
Coding region: 1-3393 (1130 amino acids)
Molecular function (GO): zinc ion binding; protein binding
Source: RefSeq, a predicted model, not a curated record
AUGGCGCAGCAAGGAGCUCAGCUGGACGGAGCUAAAUUCUGCUGUUCCAUCUGUUUGGAUCUACUGAAGGAUCCGGUGACUAUUCCCUGUGGACACAGCUACUGCAUGAGCUGUAUUAACAACUUCUGGGAUGAAGAGGAUAAGAAGGAAAUCUACAGCUGUCCUCAGUGCAGACAGACCUUCACACCGAGGCCUGUCCUGGUAAAAAGCACCAUGUUAGCAGAUUUAGUGGAGGAGCUGAAGAAGACUGGACUCCAAGCUGCUGCUGCUGAUCUCUGCUAUGCUGGACCUGAAGAUGUGGCCUGUGAUGUCUGCACUGGGAGGAAACUGAAAGCCUUCAAGUCCUGUCUGACUUGUCCAGCAUCUUACUGUGAGAAACACCUUCAGCUUCACUAUAAUGUAGCUCCACUGAAGAAACACAAGCUGGUCGAUCCCUCCAAGAAGCUCCAGGAGAACAUCUGCUCUCGUCAUGAUGAGGUGAUGAAGAUGUUCUGUCGUACUGAUCAGCAGAUUAUCUGUUAUCUCUGCCCUGUGGAUGAACAUAAAGGCCACGACACAGUCUCUGCUGCAGUAGAAAGGACUGAGAGGCAGAGAGAGCUCGAGGUGAGUCGACUAAACAUCCAGCAAAGAAUCCAGGACAGAGAGAAAGAUGUGAAGCUGCUUCAACAGGAGGUGGAGGCUGUCAGUCGCUCUGCUGAUAAAGCAGUGGAGGACAGUGAGAAGAUCUUCACUGAGCUGAUCCGUCUCCUCCAGAAAAGAAGCUCUGAUGUGAAGCAGCAGACCAGAUCCCAGCAGGGAACUGAAGUGAGUCGAGUCAAAGAGCUUCAGGAGAAGCUGCAGCAGGAGAUCACUGAGCUGAAGAGGAAAGACGCUGAACUGAAGCAGCUCUCACACACAGAGGAUCACAACCAGUUUCUACACAACUACCCCUCAGUGUCACAACUCAGUGAACCUACAGACUCAUCCAGCAUCAAUAUCCGUCCUCUGAGAUACUUUGAGGAUGUGACAGCAGCUGUGUCAGAGCUCAGAGAUAAACUACAGGACAUCCUGAAGGAGGAAUGGACAAACAUCUCACUGACAGUGACUGAAGUGGACGUUUUACUGUCAGAACCAGAACCCAAGACCAGAACUGAUUUCUUAAGAUAUUCACAUGAAAUCACUCUGGAUCCAAACACAGCACACACACAUCUGUUAUUAUCUGAUGGGAACAGAAAAGCAACAUUCUCGAGUCAACAACAGUCUUAUUCUAGUCAUCCAGACAGAUUCAGUGAAUGGGCUCAGGUCCUGAGUAGAGAGAGUCUGACUGGACGUUGUUACUGGGAGGUGGAGUGGAGCGGGAAAAGAGUUUAUGUAGCAGUCGCAUACAAGAAUAUCAGCAGAGCAGGAAGUUCAAAUGAAUGUUUAUUUGGAUACAAUGACAAAUCUUGGGCUUUACAUUAUAACAGUAACAGUUAUGAAUUCUGGUUCAACAACAUCUCAACUACCGUCUCAGGUCCUCGUUCCUCCAGAGUCGGAGUGUACCUGGAUCACAGAGCAGGUAUUCUGUCCUUCUACAGCGUCUCUGAAACAAUGACUCUCCUCCACAGAGUCCAGACCACAUUCACUCAGCCUCUCUAUGCUGGACUUUGGCUUGGUAAUCAUAUUUAUGGAGACACAGCUGAGUUGUGUAAAAAAGUGAAACUCAGACAGUCAUUGUUACUGAGAGGUGAAAUGGCGCAGCAAGGAGCUCAGCUGGACGGAGCUAAAUUCUGCUGUUCCAUCUGUUUGGAUCUACUGAAGGAUCCGGUGACUAUUCCCUGUGGACACAGCUACUGCAUGAGCUGUAUUAACAACUUCUGGGAUGAAGAGGAUAAGAAGGAAAUCUACAGCUGUCCUCAGUGCAGACAGACCUUCACACCGAGACCUGUCCUGGUAAAAAGCACCAUGUUAGCAGAUAUAGUGGAGGAGCUGAAGAAGACUGGACUCCAAGCUGCUGCUGCUGAUCUCUGCUAUGCUGGACCUGAAGAUGUGGCCUGUGAUGUCUGCACUGGGAGGAAGCUGAAAGCCUUCAAGUCCUGUCUGCAGUGUCUCAUCUCUUACUGUGAGAAUCACCUCCAGCCUCACUUUGAAUCAACCAAAUUAAAGAAACACAAGUUGGUCGACCCCUCGGAGACGCUCCAGGAGAACAUCUGCUCUCAUCAUGAUGAGGUGAUGAAGAUGUUCUGUCGGACUGAUCAGCAGAUUAUCUGUUAUCUCUGCCCUGUGGAUGAACAUAAAGGCCAUGACACAGUCUCAGCUGCAGUAGAAAGGACUGAGAGGCAGAGAGAGCUCGAGGUGAGUCGACUAAACAUCCAGCAGAGAAUCCAGGACAGAGAGAAAGAUGUGAAGCUGCUUCAACAGGAGGUGGAGGCCGUCAGUCGGUCUGCUGAUAAAGCAGUGGAGGACAGUGAGAAGAUCUUCACUGAGCUGAUCCGUCUCCUCCAGAAAAGAAGCUCUGAUGUGAAGCAGCAGAUCAGAUCCCAGCAGGAAACUGAAGUGAGUGGAGUCAAAGAGCUUCAGGAGAAGCUGCAGCAGGAGAUCACUGAGCUGAAGAGGAAAGACGCUGAACUGAAGCAGCUCUCACACACAGAGGAUCACAACCAGUUUCUACACAACUACCCCUCAGUGUCACAACUCAGUGAACCUACAGACUCAUCCAGCAUCAAUAUCCGUCCUCUGAGAUACUUUGAGGAUGUGACAGCAGCUGUGUCAGAGCUCAGAGAUAAACUACAGGACAUCCUGAAGGAGGAAUGGACAAACAUCUCACUGACAGUGACUGAAGUGGACGUUUUACUGUCAGAUUCAAAAUCAGAGCCCAAGACCAGAGCUGGAUUCUUGAGAUAUUCACAUGAAAUCACUCUGGAUCCAAACACAGCACACAUAAAUCUGUUAUUAUCUGAUGGGAACAGAAAAGCAGAACUAACAAAACAACAACAGUCUUAUUCUAGUCAUCCAGACAGAUUCACUAAUCAGUGGCAGGUCCUGAGUAGAGAGAGUCUGACUGGACGUUGUUACUGGGAGGUGGAGUGGAGCGGGACAGCAGUUCGUGUAGCAGUCGCAUACAAGAAUAUCAGCAGAACAGGAAGUACAAAUGAAUGUAAAUUUGGAUGUAAUAACAAAUCUUGGGCUUUAUAUUAUUACAAUAACAGUUAUGCAUUCUGGUUCAACAACAUCUCAACUCCCGUCUCAGGUCCUGUUUCCUCCAGAGUCGGAGUGUACCUGGAUCACAGAGCAGGUAUUCUGUCCUUCUACAGCGUCUCUGAAACCAUGACUCUCCUCCACAGAGUCCAGACCACAUUCACUCAGCCUCUCUAUGCUGGAGUUUCGCCUUAUUAUGCUUAUGGAGACACAGCUGAGUUGUGUAAAGUGAAAUAGUCAGAAGUCAUUUGAGGGACAGUCAGUUAUUUA